GGAAUUCCCUAGGACUUUAGUGCGACGUCACACCGUCAGUUCACAGCCAGCUCACUUUCAGGCAUGGACUUAGGAAGGUGUCUUGUGGAAGAGGCACCCCCUACUGUGCACUACAUACCUAACUUUGUCACAGCUGAGGAGGCAGAGGACUUGUGGAAACAGGUUUAUGCUGCCCCUAAGCCCAAAUGGACCCAACUCUCCAACAGAAGAUUACAAAACUGGGGUGGUGUACCUCAUGAAAAGGUAGGUGUAACGAGGGGACUUACCCUCUAUUAAGUUCCUAUUGAACGUAACAUACAGGGGAUGGUGUGUGAGCCGAUGCCAAAGUGGCUGAGUGACUGCCGUGAACGGGUUAAGGAUCUGGGAGUGUUUGGAGACAAGACACCCAACCAUGUGCUUGUUAACGAAUAUACCCCCGGCCAAGGAAUAAUGCCUCACGAGGACGGUCCUCUUUACCAUCCAGUAGUCACUACCAUUAGCCUCGGGUCCCAUACUCUCCUUGACUUCUACAAGUCUCUCAGCAACACUGACCACCAGGACACCACGCACGAUGCGAGUUAUGAGUCCCGCUACAUAUUCUCACUGCUCCUGGAGCCCCGAAGCCUACUUGUCUUACAGAAUGACAUGUACACCAGAUAUCUACAUGGAAUAUCGCAGAGAGAGAAAGACACGGUCUCUGAUCAACAGAGAGUGGCUAAUGGCUCCAGGCUGGGUCAGCCCCUGUCAUUUGCAGAGGAAUUAAACAGAUCCACUCGUGUCUCCCUCACCAUAAGACACGUUCCGAAAACAUUCAAAAUAAAACUCAAACUAAAAUGAAUCAGACAGCACAAAAUAUUCAAAAUUCAUUAUGAUGUAUAGCUAUAAUGUCUGAAGUCAGUAUCUCAGCUAUAUACUAGACUAAGACUACAAUUGAGAUUGUACACAGCUAGACUGGCUAUAGGAGGAGAACAAGAGCCAGAGGCAGUAGGAGAUGAGCCAGACUCACCACCACACCACUAACACCGGAGGCUGUGGUGGAGAAAUCACCCAGUCACAUUAUUUUCUCACUCUUUUGUGAGUGAACUGUGCUACUCAACUGAGACAUUAGGAGUACAAUAGGCAUUAUGAGUACAAUGAACAACCACUGGUGUUUGUAUUACUGUUAAUUACUU
This is a messenger RNA of Geodia barretti, 1151 nucleotides long. NCBI's taxonomy places the organism in Eukaryota, Metazoa, Porifera, Demospongiae, Tetractinellida, Geodiidae. The record is from the annotation of a GenBank genome assembly.